AUGCAGAUUGGCUCUGUUCUGGGCGUUUCCACCGUGAGCACCUUCGCCGAGUCUACCGCCGGAGUUGCAGAUGGCGCCAAGACCGGCUUGGCUUCGCUGGUGACGGGCAGCUGUUUCUUGCUGGCCAUUCCUUUCUCCCCGAUCGUCUCGGCUGUUCCCCCGCUAGCCUCCGGCCCGAUCCUGUGCCUCCUGGGCGCGAUGAUGUGCAGCUCCGUGAAGGGCGUGGACUGGGAUGACUUCCAGGAAGCCUUGCCAGCUUUCGUGGCCAUGAUCACCAUGCCUUUCACGUUCAGCAUCGGCUACGGCAUCAUUGCCGGCUUGGCUUUGUGGAUCGCCAUUCAGCUCUUGCUUGCUCCCUUGAGGCUUUACCGUGGGGAGAGUCCCUUGGUGCGCUGCAAGAUGCUUUGGGCCGGUGCCUUCAUUGAGGGCAAUGAUGAGGAGCAGGAGGGUAAGAAGACACCCAGUACUGUCACCCCCAACCAGUCGGAGGGCCAGUUCGUUAGCGAAA
Messenger RNA from Symbiodinium natans, 508 nucleotides. The record is from the annotation of a GenBank genome assembly. Lineage: Eukaryota; Dinophyceae; Suessiales; Symbiodiniaceae.